AUAUACAUACAUACAAACAAACACAUCCUUAGCACUUUCUUCUUCUUCAUCAGAACUACCAAUGGUCUCUGCAACUGCCAUGGCGCCACCCCCAACUCUGCCCCAAUCCGAAAACUCUCCAAUCAAAGACACGCCUCCACGACCGCAACAAGAAGAGAAACCCAAAACCCCACCUCACGACGACGUCGUUCCGCCCAAUUCCGCCACCGACAACGCAGCUGAAAAGAUUCCGGCCGACGACAAUGGAGAUCUCCGGCAGAAUGAAUUGAUCAAUCCCCAAAAGGAUCGAAUCCCUCGCGUGGAGAUUCUGGCGAGCAGCGGAAUCGAAACAAUCCCGAAAGAAUACGUCAGGCCGGAGGAAGAGCGGGAGAGCAUCGGCGACGUAUUCGCCGCCGAGAAGAGCGGCGAGGGGCCGCACGUGCCGGUCAUCGACCUGGCGGAUCUAAACUCCGGCGACGGAGAGCGGCGGAGCAAGUGCCGCAGCGAGCUGAUCAAGGCGGCGACUGAGUGGGGCGUGAUGCACUUGAUCGGGCACGGAAUUGAGGAGGAGAUGACGGCGCGUGUACGCGCCGCCGGCGAAGAAUUCUUCUGGCUGCCGGCGGCGGAGAAGGAGAAGUACGCCAACGAUCAGGCCGCCGGAAACGUCCAGGGCUACGGCAGCAAGCUCGCGAACAAUGCCAGCGGACAGCUCGAAUGGGAAGACUAUUUCUUCCAUUGCGUUUUCCCCCCGCACAAAACCGAUAUUUCAAUUUGGCCCCAAAAUCCACCGGAUUACGUUCCGUCGACGGAAGAGUACGCGCGGCGGCUGCGGGGCCUGGCGGCGAAGAUACUGGCGGUGCUGUCGGCUGGGCUGGGGCUGGAGGAGGGGCGGCUGGAGGAAGAGGCGGGCGGCGCCGACGAGCUCCUCCUGCAAAUGAAGAUCAACUACUACCCGAAGUGCCCGCAGCCGGAGCUGGCCCUGGGGGUGGAGGCCCACACUGACGUCAGCGCGCUGACGUUUAUCCUCCACAACAUGGUGCCGGGGCUGCAGGUAUUCUACGGCGGCCGGUGGGUGACGGCGAAGUGCGUGCCGGAGUCGAUCAUCAUGCACGUCGGCGACACCGUGGAGAUCCUCAGCAACGGGCGGUACCGGAGCAUUCUGCACCGGGGGUUGGUGAACAAGGAGAAGGUUCGGAUCUCCUGGGCGGUGUUCUGCGAGCCGCCAAAGGAGAAGAUCCUGCUCCGGCCGCUGCCGGAGACGGUGUCGGAGGAGGCGCCGCCGCGGUUCCCGCCACGGACGUUCGCUCAGCAUGUGGAUUAUAAGCUGUUCAAGAAGAGUGGUUCUGUUGAUUAGUAUAAGGAAGAGUUUAAUUUGGUUUUAUUUAUAUUUAAUUAAUUAUGCAGUACUUCUUUGGUUAUGUUGU
Molecule: messenger RNA, 1403 nt
Organism: Andrographis paniculata
Lineage: Eukaryota; Viridiplantae; Streptophyta; Magnoliopsida; Lamiales; Acanthaceae
Product: leucoanthocyanidin dioxygenase
Exons: 3
Coding region: 62-1333 (423 amino acids)
Source: RefSeq, a predicted model, not a curated record